Exophiala bonariae is the source of this 1371-nucleotide messenger RNA. RefSeq lists its product as uncharacterized. Gene Ontology annotation, molecular function: acyl-CoA dehydrogenase activity; flavin adenine dinucleotide binding. Gene Ontology annotation, biological process: fatty acid beta-oxidation using acyl-CoA dehydrogenase. Gene Ontology annotation, cellular component: cytoplasm. Bases 1 to 1371 code for a protein of 456 amino acids. Lineage: Eukaryota; Fungi; Ascomycota; Eurotiomycetes; Chaetothyriales; Herpotrichiellaceae. The transcript is spliced from 4 exons. The record is from RefSeq and is a predicted model, not a curated record.
AUGGCUACGAUACCGGAUCAUCCAUCUCUGGCCCGAAUCCCUCCAGGGUACAGGCAAAAGCUCAGCCCCAAGGCAAUUGAACUCAUCGCGAAAGUAUACGAUUGGGUUGAGAAUGAAUGUAUUCCAGCAGACCACAUUGUCAAGGCUCAAUUGGAGCAAAACCGUUGGGCAAUGCCACCUUAUAUCAGGGCACUGAGGGAAAAGGCAAAAGCUGCGGGCCUUUUUAAUCUGUUUCUUCCUAAUCAUUUCAAAGAAAGUCCUGGGCUCACAAUUCUGGAAUACUCUUGUUGCUGUGAAAUUCUUGGGCGAGUGUACUGGGCACCGAUGACCCUCAAUUGUCAUGCUCCAGAAACCGGAAACAUCGAGCUUUUGGCUAAGUAUGGCACCGAAAAGCAGAAGGAAAAGUGGAUGAAGCCUCUUCUUGACGGAGAAUGGUCUUCCGCAUACUCGAUGACAGAGCCAGAUGUUGCUGCUUCUGACGCGACAAACAUCAGCUGUCGGAUCCGGCGGGAGGGAAAUGAGUAUGUCAUCAAUGGCCGGAAAUUGUAUGGCAACUCAUUAGCCAAUGAGGAUGUGAAAUUCUAUAUACUCAUGGGCUGUUCUGAUCCAGACAACGCUGACCCGUGGAAACGACACUCGACUGUGAUUGUGCCCAGGGAUGCUCCAGGAUUGAAGAUGGUUCGAUACAUGACAAUCAUGGGAUUCGACUGUGCCCCUGAGGGACAUGGAGAGUAUGUGUAUGAGAAUGUGAGGAUUCCUGUGGAGAACAUUAUCUUGGGAGAGGGCAGAGCAUUUGAGAUCGCCCAAGGCCGAUUGGGACCUGGAAGAAUACACCAUUGUAUGAGACUAUUAGGCCAAGGUGAGCGUGCCUAUGAGCAUGCACUAAUCAGAGCCACCGACACGCGAAAGAAACCUCGGGGUAAGUUGAUCGGUGAAUUUGAUAGCAACAUCGAAAGGAUUGCCGAUAUGCGCAUGGAACUAGAUGCUCUACGACUCGUGGUCUUGAAUGCCGCAGAAACAAUGGACCUGAUGGGAAAUGUCGCGGGGAGAUAUGCAAUUGCGCAGGCAAAGGUCAUGGUGCCUAUUGGAGUGGCCAAGGUCAUCGACGAAUGUAUGCAGCUGCUUGGUGGUCAAGGCCUCACGCAGCACACAUUUCUCCCGGAAGCUUGGACAUAUGCUAGAUUUGUUCGGAUCGCAGAUGGCCCAGAUGCUGCACAUAGACAUCAAGUUGGCCGAGAUCAGCUGAAAACAGCAGCGCAAGCCAGGCUAAAGCAUCUUGGGUAUAAGAAGAGGCACCAUCAAUUAGCGAAGGCGUGGGAUAUGCCAGUGACAGAGUUGUUUGAGUAUGUGGAACGAAUUGAAAAGCUGUAG